AUAUAUCUCUAGCUCUAUCUAUGAUCGACACAUGCGCAGGUUCGGUCUUGGAAAUACUCGUUUCUCUAGAUAGAUUAGUUGAAACUUGAAAGUUCUACUGCUUAGAUUUACCAAUCUCAAAGAUCUAAAAUGAAUAUAAGAUGUGCGAAGCCAGAAGACUUGAUAAACAUGCAGCACUGCAACCUGCUCUGUCUGCCUGAGAACUAUCAGAUGAAAUAUUACUUCUACCACGGGUUGUCCUGGCCACAGCUCUCGUAUGUAGCCGAAGAUGAAGACGGCAAGAUUGUUGGAUAUGUACUGGCUAAAAUGGAAGAGGAUCCUGAUGAAGUUCCCCAUGGUCAUAUCACAUCACUGGCGGUCAAGAGGUCUCAUCGUAGACUUGGUCUAGCCCAGAAGCUUAUGAACCAGGCAUCGUUGGCAAUGACCGAAUGCUUCAAUGCAAAAUAUGUGUCAUUGCAUGUGAGGAAAAGCAACCGUGCUGCGCUUCACUUGUAUCAGAAUACACUCAAAUUCACGACCAAUGACAUAGAACCCAAAUACUAUGCAGACGGUGAGGAUGCCUAUGCUAUGAAGAGAGAUUUAACAACCUUCGGAAACAAGAAGACAAGCGUUGAAGAGGUUGGGAAGGUCCUGGAGAAGAUGACGGUGGAGGAGAGCGGAGAGCAGGAGGACGGAGCCACUCAAGGAGCAUCAGGGGAUGGUAGUACUCCCUCCCCUCCCUCAGGGGGCAUAGAGAGGCUCCAGCCAGGUACGGAGAAACAGAAAGAAGGCGAUAAGAAGCCAUCCCAACCAGGGAAAGGAGGCAAAGAGGAAGGGGGCGGUGCGACGGGUAAAGGAAGCGGGGAACAUCCGCCCAAAUCGGGGAGAGAGUCUAAGAAGAGAAGAAAGAAGGCUGCAAGUGAGGCGGCUGCUAAGGCUGAAGAAAAGUCGUGAGACAGGAAAGUGUCAAAUUUCUUUAGAUAGAGUAGUAUUCUGGGAGUUUUGUUAUGAGUAUUUAUAAUGGCCUGGGUUGUUUUGUUGAUCUUCACACAUACAAUAUACAAAAUUGUGAUUGGAAAAGUCAAUUGCUAAUGAAAUGAAAUGGUUUGUUAUGAUUCAAGACCAAGAAUGGGCUAUUUUUGGAAGUUGAAAACAUAUAUGCAGGUACUCUAGCAAAUACAGUUCCAUGUUUCAUUUCAUAACAUCGAGGACAGUAAAGCAAAUAUUUUAAGUCAUGAAAUAAGUUACAUUUGACAAGAAUUAACUCGAUGGCGGCGACAUCAACAACAUUGAGAUCUUUACCUAAGGUUAAGUUUUUGAAAUGUCAUAACUUUGAAAGUUUGUAGAUCUAGGUCAUGAAACUUGACACAAGGGUAUUCAAGUAUCACUGAAUAUCCUGCGCAAGUUUCAGGUCACAUGACCAAGGUCAAAGGUCAUUUAGAGUCAGAUUGUGUUGGGGGAAUUCAAACAAAAUCUUAACUGAGGUUAAUAUUUUUGAUAUGUCAAAAGUUUGAAAGUACAUGGAUAUAGCUCAUGGUAAUCAAGUAUCAGUGAAUAUCCUGAAUGAGUUUUAUUUAAGGUCUAUGUAUCCAUUCAACACGAACAAAUCUAUUAAUAUCUUUGAUAAAUUGCAAAUUUGUAUCUGUGGGCUACUUCUAUUCAAAUAUUUGAAGGGCAAAUAAAUGUAUAUUAUAUAUCGAUAUAA
This is a messenger RNA of Lytechinus pictus (painted urchin), 1684 nucleotides long. RefSeq names its product N-alpha-acetyltransferase daf-31-like. The transcript is spliced from 7 exons. Bases 130 to 933 code for a protein of 267 amino acids. The record is from RefSeq and is a predicted model, not a curated record. Gene Ontology annotation, molecular function: protein N-terminal-serine acetyltransferase activity; protein-N-terminal-glutamate acetyltransferase activity. Gene Ontology annotation, cellular component: NatA complex. Gene Ontology annotation, biological process: N-terminal protein amino acid acetylation. Lineage: Eukaryota; Metazoa; Echinodermata; Echinoidea; Temnopleuroida; Toxopneustidae.